Molecule: messenger RNA, 3708 nt
Organism: Stegodyphus dumicola
Lineage: Eukaryota; Metazoa; Arthropoda; Arachnida; Araneae; Eresidae
Molecular function (GO): protein binding
Source: RefSeq, a predicted model, not a curated record
GUUCCUUGAUCCGUCUGCCUGACUUUGGGUGCUUACCGGCUGAUCUACGGGGAAAAAAGGACAUCAACAACAAAAUAUUCUUUCAAAGUUUUUCCCGAUCUUCGUACUUUUGUGACGGCGAUAAGAAAAAGGAUAAUCAUUUGCCUUCUGUUGUUUGGGGUUCGUCUAUCAUUCAUAUCUAAGGCUUUAUCAUUUGCAGGUGAUCGAAAUGAUUUCAGGAUGCUGGUCCAUGUCCGUAUACCUGGCGGCUACGUGGAUGGUCAUCUGUCUGAUUGGCUCAAGUGAAGGCAGAAGCACCAACACUCUGGACCUCGAUAUCAUGCCCACAGAACUCCGAUUGGGAGAUCCUUGCCGAUCGUCAUACGAGUGCUUACAUCACUUACAUCACAGCCAUUGCGACUGGGACAAGAGGGUCUGCACAUGCCAACCAUAUCACUUCCAGUUCAACGACACCUGGUGUCUUCCUGCUUCGCUCCUGGGUUACGGAUGCGCCGUCGACCAACAAUGUCAGAUCAAAGUUAAGAACAGCGAAUGCGGCGAGCACAAACUUUGUCAGUGCAAAGAAAACUUCAUGCCGUUACGUAAAGACAAGUGCCUUCCGCCUGCUGCAAUUGAUGAUUACUGCCUGAACGAUCGGCAAUGUCAAAUGGCAAACAGAUUCAGUUACUGCAAGUAUAUCAUACCGAGGAUUUACGGCAAGUGCCAAUGUCCACUUGGUUUUCUACUCACAGCAGAUGGCGAAUGUUACCCACAUCUUGGUGGUGAGUGCGAAAUAGAUGAAGACUGUCAGCAUGCAACUCCUAACUCAAUAUGCAGCCGACAAGGCAAGCGUUCUAAUAAAUGUCAGUGUGCAGAGGGUUUCAAAACUUCAAGGAAUGGAAUGACCUGCGAAAUUGAAGAAGAGAAACCAAGUCAGCCUGCGGACAGUUUCGUGUCCGUUACUCCAGUAUCAUUGGGAAAACCAUGCUUGACCUCCAGCCAGUGCCAAGCCAGAGAUCCUUACUCCAUCUGCGUGCAAGGAAGGUGCGAAUGCCAACGAGAUACGCUUAAAUGCAGCUCUGCUAACACACAAUGUUUGAAUGAUACAUUCCAGUGCACAAACGGACAGUGCAUCUCGUGGUAUUUUGUUUGCGACGGCGAGCAGAACUGCGCCGAUGGAACAGACGAAGAGAACUGCAUACCUUUCAACUGUCCGAAAGAAGCAUUCCAGUGCAAUGACGGAACGUGCAUGUCCAGGUCUACAGUUUGCAACGGAAGGUGGGAAUGUCCCGAUGGCAGCGACGAAGCCCGCUGUUACACAGGUAUCCCUUGCGAUAAGGACUCAUUUCGAUGCAACAACGGCCAGUGUCUGCCCCAGUAUGUGUUCUGCAAUGCAGUCACUGAUUGCUAUGAUGGGUCGGAUGAAAGUUUCUUAUUAUGCGAACGAGGCGAAGGAUGCCCGGCGAAUAGUUUCCGUUGCAAUAACGAACGAUGCCGUUCCACUGCCAUCCUGUGUAGUGGGCUAGAUGGAUGUGGAGAUAAUAGCGAUGAAGACAGAUGCCAAGUUUGCCAUUGUGAAAAGCCGGAAUAAAAAGCUGCCAACAUCCAUUGUUCCGCCAUUUGCCUGUGCCGUCUUUUUGUACAUUAUUUAUUUUUUGAGCGUCUUACAGGCCAGGGCGCAGGCUGCCCUGCAGUCCGGACAUUAAUUUAUUAUAUUUUGUAUGCUGCAAGACGCUCUCUCGUGCCUUCAACUGGACGUGAUGCCUCAACGUGUGCCGUUGGGAUUCUUGAGAACUAUGACCUCCAUAAAAUGACGAAAGUCUUCUCUGUGCUUAAACCUUGGCGAAUUUAAAGUUUACAAGCAUUCGUGGACAUUUCAAGCAUCCAGUAGUGAUACUUGCAUAGAAUUAAAAUUGUUUAGAAUUAUAUCCAAAAAUUUUCGGCUUCUCCUCUUUAGUAUUGCAGAUGGAAAGCGGGAAGCAGAUCAGCACUCAACAACGAAUACUUUUUGCCUAAAAGUUUCUAUCUCGGUUAAAAGUUUCAAUAUUUUAAUAAUGAGAGGUAAAAAUGUUUCUUUGCUUAUUUUCUUAAAUAGUCAGAUUUCUAAACUUAACCCAUGCAUUUGCAAUUUCAAUGCACAUGCUUCAUUUUCCAUAUGAAGAAGAUAGAAAAUUAUAUCGAUAUUAUAAAGUUAAAAUACUCGCAGAAAAUAGUUUAAUAAAUUCAUUACAGACCGUAAAUUUCUCUCACUUGGAACUUUUAGGCAGGAAAAUAAUAUAUAUUUAUACACAUAUUUAAUAUUUCACAGUACAAUUAUUUUUAUAUUGUAUUGUGAAAUGCUUACUUCGACAAAAAUUAUAAUUUUUUUUACUUAUAGUAGUUUUUAUAAGUAGCUGGUAAAAUUUUCUUCUCAAAAUAAUUAUUUCAUAACAGUAAAUCAAAAUAGUUCUAAAAUUUCAAAUGAGUGGCAUUCACUUACCCUUUUAUUUACAUAAAUGAAAAUAAUUUUUAUAGAGAAUGAUUUGUUUCAUGCUUUAGGAAGCACAAGAAGACUAUCGUAAUGUAGGAGCUUUUAAUCAAUUAAUUAUUAAUGAAAAAACUAUGGUUUGUGUUUAUGUGAAGUUUUAUUUGUCCCAAAGUUCCAUUCCUUCAGUAACUUUAAUUUCUCUUUGCUGGUAUGUCUUCCUUGAUAAGCAUCAGUUAUGACUGUGGUUCCCAAAGUUUUUUCACGUAAUAAAAUGUAGAGGUACAUCUAGCGCAAAUGUAUAAAUUAAUUUGUAAUCAAUGAAACAUCUGGCUAAUUCAGGUGUAGUUUACAAUACAUAUAUAUAUAUAUAUAUAUAUAUAUAUAUAUAAACCAAAACAUUUACUUAUGCUAAAGCAAAUUUUAAACACCUACGUAUAGGUUAUAAACUCAAACAGAAAUAAAAAUAAAAUUGGAUUUUUAUUAGUAUCUAAACUUUCACUAAUAUGUGCUAAAAAAUAUUUUUAAAACACUUAUUCUGUGGUAUUUGCUUGAUAGAAAAUUGCAUCCGCACAGCAGGCUUUGUAGUACAAAUCCAAUGUAAACACGUUUUGUUUCAUUUAGUGUCAUAUUUUAAUAUCAUCCGCUCAACAUAAAAUUCUCAGCUUGUUUUGGGAACCACGAUAUUUGAAGCUUAUAAAAUGGUGGAAAAUUCCUUGUUUUUUUGUCCUUUAUAUUAUUUUUUUUGUAAAAUCAAAAUUUGAUCAUUCUCAACUUUUUGUUUUAUGAACCAUCUAACUGUAAGCUGCACAUUUAUGUACCGAGAACUGAAUGUUUAUCCAGCUCUGCAAAAUAAGAAUUUUAAGCUUGAUAUAUGGAAUGCAACACAUUCUUGAUCUUUCGACGAUUACAUUUCAAUAUAAACUAAUAAUUUAUUAUUAUUAGAUGCCGCUAGAGACUUUUGCAUAAUUUAUGGGUAUAUAUGUAGGACAAGAGAAUACUUUUUAGUGGUAUUUAAGUUUUACUUGCAGCCUGUAUAGGUAUAAUAUAGCGUAAUUAAGCUUGUAUAUGUAUAACAUAGCGGCUAUGUUACAUGCCACAUUUUAGACAUAGCGGGUGUGGUUUAAAUACUUUUCCAGAACUACUUUAUAUAUUUCAUUGUAAAUAGAUUUUCACUAGCAGCUUCGCUGCCAGCCUUCGUCUGGCUUUUAAAUGUACCGGGAAAAUGGCUGAAGGGAACAUUAAAUUUAAAAACUGCGUAGAAU